Molecule: messenger RNA, 1357 nt
Organism: Mercurialis annua (annual mercury)
Lineage: Eukaryota; Viridiplantae; Streptophyta; Magnoliopsida; Malpighiales; Euphorbiaceae
Exons: 3
Coding region: 158-1252 (364 amino acids)
Source: RefSeq, a predicted model, not a curated record
UUACUCUUUAUCAAGAUAAAAUACCUAAUUAAUUUCCGUUAUUAAAUUGGCGGCAUCAAUAUUAAUUGGCAGUGUAGAUAAAGUAAAUCCUGAUGACAUAUAUACGUACGUACAUUUUACUAUAACCAUUUAAUUUAGCAACUUCUUAUCAGAAACAAUGGAUAUUUCAAUGGACAAUCCCAUCCCAAAGAAUCACAACAGUAAAUACAUUGCUGCUAUAUUAUUUGGUCUCUUCUUCAUUGCUUCAGCAUAUCUACUAUUCAUCUUUACUAAUCCCGGCGACGGCGCCGGAUCCAACUCAUUCUUUUCUUUUCCAGAUUUUCACUGUAAUUGUCAAUCUUCAACAACAAUUAGCAAUGGAACUAGCUCUAGUCUUGUUUCUAGCCAUAGAGACGGCCUUGAAGAAGCUCUGGCCGGAGCAUCAACGGCGAACAAAACCGUAAUAAUCGCGAUGGUGAAUAAAGCAUAUGUUGAAGGUGAUAAGCCAAUGCUAGAUAUAUUCUUGGAUAGCUUUUGGCUUGGGGAAGAUACAAGAAAUUUGAUCAGUCAUCUUCUUCUAGUUACAGUUGAUCGGACGGCUUAUGACAGGUGCAUGUUUCUUGGACUCCAUUGUUACAAGCUUGAAACAGACGGUGUUGAUUUUGACGGUGAGGUAGUGUACAUGUCGGAAGAUUUUAUAAAGAUGAUGUGGAGAAGAACAUUGUUGCUAGGGGACGUACUAAAGCGAGGAUAUAACUUUAUAUUUACGGAUACUGAUGUAAUGUGGUUACGGAACCCGUUUCCAAGUCUAAUCGUAGACGGAAGUGUAGAUUUUCAGAUGAGCGUCGACAAUUUCAACCACGACGAGUGGUCAGAUGGCAACCCAAUAAACACAGGAUUUUACAUGAUAAGAUCCAACAAGAAGACCAUUACAUUAUUUGACUCAUGGUAUGCAAGAAAAAACAGCUCCGUCGGACAGAAAGAGCAAGAUGUUUUGGACAGCAUGAUGCGUGAGGGUGUGUUCAGGGAUCUACGGCUCAAAAUGAGGUACUUGGACACUCAAUUUUUCAGCGGAUUUUGCCAAGAUAGCGCCGAUAUUAGGGCUGUUAUUACUGUUCAUGCUAAUUGUUGUCGGACUAUAAGUGCAAAAAUUGUUGACCUUACUGCUGUUAUUCAUCACUGGAAGAGAUUCAAGAAAUCAUCGGCAGCUAAUGAAACGACUACGUAUGGCAUGUUGAAUGAUCAUGCAGCUUGUAAGAAUUCUUGGUCGUAGAAAACAGAUUCAUGAAGCGAUACAAAAUUUUAAAUAGAUUUUGCCAGUUUGGGAGUCGAUUAAUUGAUCAUAAAAAAAGAAGUUGGCAUCCAACUUUAUUUUUCA